AUGGGCGCCAUUAUGUCGAGGAACUCGGUGGUUCCGCACCAGCCUCUCUCCGUUGUCACGGCUACUGCAGCCUCACAAACAGGGAAGGCUACGAAAAACAAGCAUCACAAGUUUAACACGCUGGUGCCGGAGCCUAAUUCAUCGAGUCAACCACCACAAAGCACCUCUAGAACAUCAACUAAUGAACACUUAAGUCGUGCAGAUCUCCGUGUGCAGUUCCUUAAGGCUGUGAAACGUGGAGACGUCACUGCAAUGGAAGACUUGUUACAACGAUAUCAACAGCUAAGACCAUGGGGUCCAGAAUCCCGCGAAGACGAAGGUGAAGAAGGAGCCAACGAAGAGCUGGUUAAUAUCCGAGGAAUGUGGGAGAGCACGCCGCUGAUAUCCGCCUCACAAUACGCACACUGCGAAGCUGCUCUGUGGUUACUAAGCCACGGAGCUGAUCCUCACGCUAGCAACGAGAAAGCUGUGACGGCUCUGUUAUUAGCAAGUUUGGAAGGACUGACACCCGUGGUUGUACAACUUCUGGGGACAAUGAGACCACAGAUUAAUACUUUAGCUAUCGACAAACAAAUUGGCGUCGUGUACAAUUCCGCUGCAGACGUCAAUGUGCGACUUAGCCCGUUUCUUGCCGCAAGUAUGAAUGGCCACCGUGAAAUUGUUCGACUGCUUCUUGAUCAUGGCUCAGCAGUGAACCAACAUGUGGCGAUCACGGUAGGCACGGGCACUACCUCUUCAGGGGGAUCUACUGCUUUACUGCUUGCUUCGCGGUAUGGACAUGCAGGGGUAGUAACUUUGCUUCUUGAACGAGAAGCAGACUAUGCCUUGCUGGACGGAGCAACUGAUAGCUCAGCAUUGUUAUUAGCAUGUGAGCACAGCCACGAGGAGUGUGCCAUGCUAUUGCUUGAAGCAAUGACGGAUGGACAUAAAACUCAGCGUUCCAGUGAUACCGAGACUGAGAAGUGGCAAGCUGCUAAUCACCAGGGCUUCACACCUUUGCACUUUGCAGCCGUGAAUGGAUUGCUUACCGUGUGUAAGGCCCUAUUGUCAGUUCUAAAAGCGCAACAGCAGAAUCUGGAGGAUGAAGUUCUGGCAACAGCUUUCGUCAACGCCCGAGCUGGAGCUCGACGCGAGAGUGCACUGCUCCUCGCAGUUCGGAAAAGACAGCACCAAGUGGCACGUUUACUAUUAGAAGCCGGUGCCGAUGCAGAACUCGCUGACCGUGGCGGAAACACCGCAACGCAAGUGUUAGCUCGCAACAAGCAAGAGGCGUUGCUCCAGUUGUGCGAAGCUGCCACAAGCAAGUCGCAACGCCAACUGUCAAACGAGUCUCCUACUGUUGAAGAUGUGUUAGUAUCUACCGACCGAGGAUCAAGCAAAGAAGAAGAACUUCGACGAGCAGAAUCGAAUGGUGCGGAGGGCCCUGACCCUGCUGCCACAGAUAUGUUAAUUGAUGUCGAUCAACGGUAA
Messenger RNA from Phytophthora nicotianae INRA-310, 1470 nucleotides. RefSeq lists its product as hypothetical. Lineage: Eukaryota; Oomycota; Peronosporomycetes; Peronosporales; Peronosporaceae. The coding region runs from base 1 to 1470 and encodes 489 amino acids. The record is from RefSeq and is a predicted model, not a curated record. The transcript has a single exon. Gene Ontology annotation, molecular function: protein binding.